GUUGCCGUCAAAGAAAGCAAAAGCAAGAACACAAACAAGUUCCACUCUUUUCUUUUGCAGGCUGACCGCCGACCUUCCCCUGUAUUUUGUUCAAUUGUUUCGUUGAUCGAUUUGCAGCUCACGGACGAAGGAAAAAAAGAUUCAACCCAUUUUCUGUUUCAGAUUCUUUCAGUCUCCGUAGUCAAUUUUACUUGGUACCAUUGUCAAAAAAAAAAAAAAAAGGAUCAUUCUGGUGGUAAAAUCGUGAUCCACAAAUGGUGCUACCAGGGCGUGGCCAUAGGUUUUUCAAGUAUAGACUAGAACGGUAGAACCUCUGUUUCCACCUCAAUUCCCACUUGUAAUCAGCACCAUCUUUUAAAAUUCUGGAAACCCAAAUCAAGUUCCUCACAAUCAUUCCUGGGUUCAGCUCAAUCUCUCUUUCUCUGUCCGCGCCAGGCAAUUGAAUCUUCUGAACCAUCUUCCUAAAUUCUCAGCCUUUUUUCCCCCUUUCGAUAAAACCCUAUUUUCUUCUGCUGUAUAGGGGACGAAAAAAGACAGAGAAAUGGUCGCCCAGAGCUACGACGACUGUGUACGCGGGGAAGUGAGAAUGGCGUGGAUCAUGCUGAGUGUGGACUACUCCAGGCUAUUUUGGUUAUUAUUUGGCGUGUUUUCUUAUGAGAAUCAUGAAGGAAAGCCCCGGAUUAUCUUCCUCUAGUACAAGAUUCAGUUCUCCUUUCUCCUCCUCAUACUUCCAAAAUCCAACUGUUCGUUUAGGAUCCCAAACUUGUCUCUAGUAAUCAGAGUCAACUUCAAGAAGUUUUUUUUAUUUUUUAUAAAGAAACCCCUCUUCUUAGAUCCUUCCCUUCCUUCUGGGCUCCUUAAUCUCAAUUCUCAGUUUAGCAAAAUGUACAAUCCACGAUUAGCCGGAUAUGUUGAUCGGGCGACGAAGCCGCCACCGCCUGGAUACGUCGAGACCGACCCUUCUGGUCGCUAUGGCCGUUUUAAAGAGGUUCUUGGAAAAGGGGCGAUGAAGACAGUGUACAAGGCAUUCGAUGAGGUCCUUGGCAUGGAAGUAGCUUGGAAUCAAGUGAAGCUGGAUAAUGUCUUCCGCUCCCCUGAUGAGCUGCAACGGCUCUACUCUGAAGUUCAUCUUCUGAAGAACCUGAAUCAUGACUCCAUCAUCAAGUUCCAUGCUUCGUGGAUUGGCAACAACAAAAGAACGUUCAACUUCAUUACAGAGAUGUUCACCUCAGGCAGCUUAAGAGAGUAUAGGAAGAAGUACCAGCGAGUGGACAUUCGGGCAGUGAAGAACUGGGCGCGCCAAAUCCUCUGUGGCCUUGCAUAUCUACAUGGCCAUGAUCCCCCUGUGAUCCAUAGGGAUAUCAAGGGUGACAACAUCUUCAUCAAUGGCCACCUGGGGCAAGUCAAGAUUGGGACACCAGAGUUCAUGGCACCUGAACUAUAUGAAGAGGAGUACAAUGAAUUGGUGGACAUCUAUUCUUUUGGGAUGUGUGUUCUGGAGAUGCUGACUUCUGAGUACCCAUAUUGCGAGUGCUCCAAUCCUGCCCAAAUCUACAAGAAAGUUACCACAGGAAAGUUGCCAGAGGCGUUUCACAGGAUCAAGGAUGCUGAAGCCCAGAAAUUUGUUGGGAAAUGUUUAGAACCUGCUUCAAAGAGGUUAUCAGCCAAGGAGUUAUUGUUGGAUCCAUUUCUAGAGUUCGACGAACCAAAAUCGCUACUGAUAUCAAAGUUCUCAUUUCACAACUCAACUGCCAAUGGUGAUGAAACGAAAAAGGAAAUGAUGAUGUCAUUCUCGGAUGAUCCCUCCAAGACAACAGACAUGACAAUCACAGGAACACUGAAACCCGAGGAUGACACAGUUUUCCUCACCGUCCAAAUUUCAGACAACAAUGGUCACACCAGGAACAUAUACUUCCCCUUCCACGUAAAUGGCGACACUGCAAUAGAUGUCGCUAUGGAGAUGGUGAAAGAGCUGGAGAUAAGCGACUUGGAACCCACUACUAUUGCUGAGAUGAUUGAGGAGGAGAUAUCAUCUUUAAUCCCAAACUGGAAACAACCGGAAACCUUCAUCAUGUUCCACCACCAACAACAGCAUAGCUUUAGCUACGAUGAAGUAGAAGAAGAUGACAUGGGACGCAACAAUGGUGACAUGAUCCAUCACCCAUUCUACUCCAACUCCUCGAACUCUUCCUCCAGGGUUUCUGUCCUUGCCUAUCACAGCUCUUCCUCAGAGAGUCCACAUUACGAAGGCAAUGUAUCAUCGUCAACCAUAACCUUAGGGAAGCUGCUGAUGGACACUGAUGAUGACGAUGAUGAGAGUUCGGGGAGCUCUUACAACUAUUCGACAUUCAAUUACUGCUCCGGGAAUGAGGAUGCUGUGGUGGAAGAUAAGAUGGUGAGAGAGACAAAGGAGAGGGUGGAGAAGUGGAAGAGUGGCGGUGGUGGGAGAGGCUGCAGUAUUAUGGGGCAGAGGAAGGUGAGCAGGAUAAGGUCGCUGUUGGAUAAAAGGAGCCAGUUGUUGCAUCGCUCGUUGGUGCCAGAGGCCAACAACAACAGCAAGAGGCGCUUGUUCAAGACUGUGGGAGCUGUUGAGAACAUCGGGUAUCACCUCCCUUGAGAGAACCCUUCGGGCUGAUAAUCAUGAGAACUCUAGAGAGGCUUUUUCAUCGACACGUUUCUUUGAGUUCCCCAGGGUGUUGUUGCGUAAUUGGCACCAGAGGCCGUGCAACCAAAGUUUAUGGAAGAACAUUGGUGUUUCUAUUGCUAAAAGACAGCGACUCUUCGUGGGGUGUGUGCUAAAUAAAGCUUGCAGAGAACUGACAAUUAAAUUUGGUUCAUGAUGAUUUGCUGUUAUUUGAACUAUUAUAAACUCUUUUUUCGGGUGAAAUGUAAGCUCCGUUUUUUAAGUUGUUGUACAGAGUAAUGGGCUCUAAAUGAUUGAAAACAGCAUUUGUGAGGUUCACUUUUUGUUUUUUUUAGAUUAAACAUUAGUACGAGAUUACUAAUUAUUUUUUAAUAUAUAAAGCUGAAGUUU
This is a messenger RNA of Linum tenue, 3034 nucleotides long. Lineage: Eukaryota; Viridiplantae; Streptophyta; Magnoliopsida; Malpighiales; Linaceae. The record is from the annotation of a GenBank genome assembly.